AGCAAGAGAUCGAGUUCUCAGUUUUUAGUUUUCACUCUCAGAGUCUUAGUAGAUCCCAAGUGGGUGAGAAAUGCAAUUGGUGUCUCGAUACCUUACAGUCUUUUAACUUCCCCAGCCAAUUUCUCACUUCCCCAUCUAUUUUCACCUAAUUUCUGCGAUUUCGGAGCUCGAUUGGGGCGAAACGCUUCAAACUGGGAGCUGCCCAAGUACAAACUCCGGCGCUUAAAUGAGAUUGAUUUGUUGUGACUCGUGAGUGAAUGAAUGACACCGAGGAUGAUGCGAAGUACCCUCCCAACACGGGCAGGAUGAGUGAUGAUUAUGGGUCGCCCGAAAAUCUGAAACAUCUUCCUGAAUAUGAUGAUGAUGAUGAUAUAGAGAAUGACAGCGAGGCAGAGGAGGAGGAGGAGGAUGGGUAUGAUACGGACGAUGGAGAUUCGAAGAAGGUUCAGAAGAAGAGGAAGCUGAAGAGCUUGUUGUCUAGUUAUGAGUUUGCGCCUCGGGCACCGGCUGCUGGCAGUGGUGGGCGGAACCCACUCUCAGAUUGGUCUGAGCACGAGACAUUCAUUUUACUGGAUGCUUGGGGGGAUAGGUUUCUCAAGCAAGGGAGGAAAAGCCUUCGGUCUGAGGAGUGGCGAGAAGUGGCCAAAAAGGUCUCUCUUGACUCCAAAAUUAAAAGGACGGAUACGCAAUGCAGGAACCGUUUGGAUACCCUGAAAAAGAAAUACAAAAAGGAAAAGAUGAAGGUUGGAGAGACGAAAAGCGUGACGGGUAGGUGGGUAUACUUCAGAAAGAUGGAUGCUUUACUGUCGUCUAACCAGAAGCAACAAGGAGAGCCCAACAAAUCUCAUAAAAACUUACCUAUCAAUGGCAUGGAGGAGAAGAGGGAGAGUGACGAUUCAGUAGAGGGUCUUCUUCCAAGUGGAGUAGCAAAGAAAGGGCAGACAGCAGGAAGGGAUGAAUCUUCAUUGAAAGUACUGGUGGACUCUAUUCAUAAAUUCAGCAAGAUGUAUGAGAAGAUCGAGAACAGAAAGACACAACAAAUGCUGGAACUGGAGAAGAUGCGGAUGGAUUUCCACAGAGAGUUGGAGGCACAAAAGCGACAGAUGCUGGAGAGAACAAAGGCUGAAAUCUUGAAAAUCCGGCAAGGUGAUUAUGACGAGGAUCAAUAAUGUGAGUGGCCCAUGCAUAUGAACGCGAGUGGUUCGAAAUUCUGUAUGUACGAAUCGGAGUUGUAUUUAGGCUGCUACCUGUGAAAGUGUAUCAUAGAUUAUAUUGUUAUGGUGACUCAAACCCCUCAUGAGAAGGCAAUGUAAAAGUAACUUGUACCCUAAGAAUUACUGCUAGCAGCAUUACCUUACAUAGUGUGAGUAGGUAGUAAGUAAUACACCUUAAAACUGUAAGAGUUGUAUCAUUGCUUAUGUAUUUGAUUUUGAAUUUUUUUUUUUACGAAAAAAAUAAAUUUGACGUUU
Molecule: messenger RNA, 1469 nt
Organism: Cuscuta campestris
Lineage: Eukaryota; Viridiplantae; Streptophyta; Magnoliopsida; Solanales; Convolvulaceae
Source: the annotation of a GenBank genome assembly